AUGGCAGAUCCCUUGUCUUUGGCAGCUAGUAUUGCUGGACUGAUAUCGCUGGCCGAUGUCACCUUCAAGUAUACUUACAAAUUUGUCAGAGCGGCCAAAGAUGCGAAAAACGACGUAUCGACCCUCGCCGACGAGAUCAAUAACCUUGGCAGCGUCCUCCGAGUUCUCGAAGCAUUAGCCUCUGACAUGGAAGCAGAAGGAGAUCAGUUUGAUCCAACACUGAGAAAUCACUAUCUCAACCACUGCUUCAAAACCCUAAGUCGCAUCGAAAUGAAAACAAAGAAAGCUACAGAACGCUUCGUACGAUCAAAAGUUGAGAGCAUCUACCAGCAUCUCAAAUGGCCUUUCUCUGCCUCUGAAACACGGAGUUUGCUAGACGAGCUUUCCCGCCACAAGGAGACAAUCAGCAUGGCAUUGGCGGCCGAUUCGAUGCAAAAACUACAACUAUCGCUCACGAAGAUAGACAAGCUGGGAGAAAACAUCUCCAAAGUCGAAAAGAUUGUGAAAAGAGUUGAGAUCAAUACUCUUAUCGAAGUUAAUGCUCAGAAGCAACGCAUCCUCAAUUAUUUCAUGAAGGCCGACCCACAAGAUAAUCUGGCGACGAGCAUCAAACUGCGACAUUCGAUGACAGGCCUUUGGCUGACAGAAUCUACAGAUUUUGUUCGUUGGAUAGACACGCCUGGGUCCAAACUCUGGCUGACUGGUAUACCUGGUGCAGGAAAGACUGUCCUAGCAGGAUCAGUUAUACAAGAAGUACUUUCUCGGAGCUAUUCAAGAAACGAUAUUGGGGUGGCGUUCUUCUUUUGCGAUUACAAAAAUCCAAAGACCUGGGAGACUGUCAACAUCCUUGGAGCGAUAGCCAACCAGCUCGCCCGCCAGAGAAAGGAGGCGUUCGAAAUAUUAAACCUCUACUACGACGAUUUGCACCCGCCGGAGCAUAUUGGAAACAAUCCAGACUCCGAUGAAUUGAGAUCGAAAAUCAGUCAAAUGUCGGAUUUGUUUCACCGAACCAUCAUAGUCAUAGAUGGAUUGGAUGAGUGCGGCGAUAACACAGACGACGUCGUCGACACCCUGAUACAAAUGAUCGAAGACUCGGAAAAUACCUCGCUAGCAGUAUUCAGUCGAGACCAUUACAAUAUCCGUGUCAAUUUGGAGGCCGAAUUUGAAAUCAUUCCGAUUAUAGCACAUACCAAUGACAUUCAACUGUAUGUUGGUGCUGAGCUUGAUCGUAGGGUUCGUACACAAAGAUUACAGCUUGCCACUCUGCACAUGAAGCAAGAAAUCCAGGAGGUUCUCGUGUCACGAGCUGAAGGAAUGUUUAGGUGGGUUGUUUGCCAGCUGGAUUAUCUUUGUGACUGCGCUCAUGAUGACGAGCGUCGAGAGGCUUUAAGCAAGCUCCCCCCUGACUUACCAGAGAGUUACCGUCGUCUUCUUGAGAGGGUCAACCGAUGUUCACCCAGAGUUCAGGACAUGGUGCAAAAAUGUCUCCAUUUCCUGACCAUAGACGAGCCCAAGCUCACGAUACAUGAGCUUCGACAGGCAGUCUCAGCUCCUGAAAGGAUCGGUGAGACGCUCAAUGAGAGCAAUACUAUUUCCGAGCAGGAAAUUUCAAGGAGGUGCAGCAGUCUUAUUAGAAAGUCGACCGAUGGGAGACAUUUUGAAUUCGCCCAUUUCUCUGUACGAGAGUUUCUCGAAAAUCGGAAUGCCGUCUUGAGCUCACCUGAUCUUGAAAAGUAUUGGAUUGACUGGGAUUCUACACGUGCUUUGUUUUCUGCCCAGUGCCUUCGAUUCUUGCAAAUGGCGAAUUUCGAUUCUAUUCCCAUCGAUUUUGAAGAGGUCUUCGCCUCAAACAUUUCCGAUCUAUAUCGCGAGAUUACCGAGACGUAUCCAUUUUAUCGACAUGCGACAACAUGGUGGCUCAGACACAACGAUGUUGGUUUUGAUGAUUCGACUGUCUUGGCAUUGGUUAAAUCAUUGUUCAGCCCUUCCAAACGUGCUUGUUUCGUGCUGUGGUCCAUUGAGAUUCUUCAUCAGGUUUCAGUCUGGAACUACGCCUCUGUAGACUUUCACCGACAAGCUUGCAAGAUUGUCAAUCGGUCCUCAUUCCGCCCCCUACAUAUGGCAGCUGCUCUGAACCUUCCCGAAAUAUGUAGUUUUCUGCUCCUGGAAGAGUCAGAUGCGAACCGAAGGGCCGAGACCGCCAACUAUAUCGAUCUCGCAUUGGUGUCCGUGCUUGCGAUCCCUGGAAUGCCGGAUCUUUGUACCGAAAGGUCAAAAGAGGCACCGCGUGUCAGACGCGUAGUGGAUUUGUUCUUGCCGUCAACCGAACGACGAAACGAGACGAUCGACUGUCUGAUAGCAAAGGGAGCGCACCCAUCAAGUCACGAAAUAUCACUAAACUCAGCAUCUGUAUUUUCAAUCGUGUGCAUGCUUGCAGCUACCUUCAACGACCUAAGUCCCAUUACCAAGAUUCUGUCCUUGAACAUCUCUCCUACAUUGCCCGAGAUCAAAGUGCUUCAAGAAUGGAUUCCAAAAGCUGGCAGCUAUGAUGAUCAAGCGGAACUGUCAGCCAAGGGUUUGAUGCAGUAUCUUGGUCAACCAAAGACGCAUUCAACCGACUGGGGAAGAGAGGCUGCCUCCGUCGUUUGGAGCUGGACGCUGAAUAGUGGAUUCUCGUUCAAAAAAGAUGAAUAUCUGAAUUCGGGGCUCGAUGUCCCCUCUGAGGGUCUGGACAUGAUUCAAAUUCAUUCAGCAAUACGCAGCGACGAUUUGAACAUCAUCAAACGGUGGCUGAACGAGAGUCAUCGCAAAAUGGAAAGACUGGACUUAGCUAAUGCGCAUAAAAUAUUGCAUUUUGCGCUGUACAAAAAGAUUCUCGAAUGUACCGACAGAGAAAAAUUGGUUUCCUCAUCUGCCUACCAAGACCUCACCCUUUUGCACAUGCUUGCAACAGACAAAGAUGCGAGUUCGAUACUUUGGUUGGCAGAGGAACUCAUUCAUCGAGGACUCGAGAUUAAUCUGUCUAGAUCAGGUUGCCAGGAGGAUUCUGCUAUCAACCACCACAUCCGAAAUAAUUCUUUUCAGUUUGCCGAGUUACUACUCCAGAACGGUGCAAGUCCACUUAUUGACGGUGUACUACCCUUUCGUAUCAUAGAAACCGUUAUCGAAGCUGGCAAUGCAGAAUUUCUGGAUCGCAUCUUGGCACAUGCAGCUGACAUGUCGGCGGAAGUGAAUUGGAUUGACUCGAAUCCCAUCUUUGCUGUUAACGACACUCAAGAGAUUUGUGUCAAUCGAGGUAACGUACUACAUUUGGCAGUCGAUCCAAAGAGCAUUGUCUGCUUAGAGCGUUUGCUCAAAAAGUGGUUGGCAAAGAGAGAAGAUUUGAUACAAAAGAACGAAUUUACACCACUACACGUUGCAGCAUUCAAGAAGGAAGCUGUCGAGCUCCUUUUAGCAAAUGGGUUCGAUGCUAUGGCCGAAAACAAUCUUGAUCAAACACCACUGCAUUUGGCAGCGCAGGUGGGAAGUGUACCUGUGGUCAAGUGCCUGCUCAGCCAUGGUGCCUUCGACUCGUUCGAUAUAUUUGGAAGGUCUGCAAAGACGACUGCUCUGGAGUUAGGAUUCACUGAAAUUGUAGAAACUCUGGAAAAGACAAAUAAUAAAGAAAUAUGCUCGGCAAACCAGAAGAGACAAAAGCUCAGACAGAGGCAGAAGCAUUUGGCGAGAGGACUCGAGAGAGCGGUAUGGGCAUACGACUAUGGAAGCAUGGCGAUGCUCCUAGAUUCAGGGUGUCCAAUUGAUGUCUGGCUACCUACUAAUCAAGGAGGGACAGCACUGACAUGGGCACUAGAGCUAGAGCGACCGGCUGUGGUGAGAUGGCUCUUGGAGCGCGGAGCAAGCACACUGUCUGCUAAGCACACAAACGGAGUCGAAGACAGUGUUGUCGAGAUGGCAUCAGCCCGGGCUGUCUUUAGUUAUCAGCUGGAAGAGAUCUUGCAGAAGUAUUGGUUGGAGGGAGGGAAUCUUAUCACAGAUGAGGACUUUCCCUUCCACGAUGCUGUAUGGAACAACAAUACGUCAGGUAUUGAUAUCUUGCUAGAAGAAUGUGGUAGACAUUAUGGAAUGGAAGGACCAAAGAAGCUGGGCGCAAUAUUGAACCGUCAAUCAUUGUCCAUAUUCUGUGAUGCAAAAAACUGGCGGUCGGGGACACACUACGCAUUCACAACACCAUUACACAUUGCUUGCUGGCUGGGAAACAAAUCGGUUGUGUCCUUGUUGGUAGAUCAUGGCGCUCUUGUGGAUGCUUCAGAUGGCAAUGGUUGGACUCCGUUGAUGUACGUUCGGUCUGCCGACAUGGCAUGCCACUUGGUUGAACUUGGAGCUUCAGCCUCGGCGAUGUGCAGAUUCGGAUCACUUCCUUCGAUGAUCAGCUGGUUUGGACCCGGGCCAUUCCACGAGAUCUAUGAAUCCUUGUCAGUGAGAUUGCCAAAAGAACUCCUGGAUGAAAUGUCACCGAAACAGCUUCCCACGGGUUGUGAGGAUAUCCCGAUGUCAUGGGACAGCCUGGCAAAGCUGCGCGAGCUGAGGCAUGAUCUUCUGGCGCAAGACCACAGCGGCCGGAGUUUAAUGCAUUGUGUUGUAUGUGAGGAUGAUCUAUUUUACUUUGUACUCAAUUACUACCCCGACCUGGCGAAGAUAGGCCCCUUUCCAUGGCAUAUGGAAUGGCGGCCCUUCUCCAGCUUGGCGUUUUUGACUUUAAGCUUUGGCAAGUACAGGCGUUGUGUGCCUUUCGAGUCUUUCAGGCAUUUUCUGAAUCUUGAACCUUCUCGCGGUUGGAGUCCUUUGUGUCGUGCUGCAGCGUUGAACAUCGUUACUAUUGUUGAGAACUGUCUGAGUAUGGGCGCGGAUAUCGACUAUGAAGGCUGCCCCCUUGGAACGGCGGUCAUGAUUGCAAUUGUGGACUCGAAUGCAUACGACCUGGAGAAAGAAUUGGAACUAGGACCGAACUCGCAGCCAGAAGCGGUCUCGGAGUCGAACACGAAUUCAGAACAUGACGAAGAUCAAAUACGAACUAUCCUAAGGCCUACCAGCAGUGCAUCUGACCACUCCUUUCAUCAAACGUUUACCUAG
Molecule: messenger RNA, 5130 nt
Organism: Fusarium poae
Lineage: Eukaryota; Fungi; Ascomycota; Sordariomycetes; Hypocreales; Nectriaceae
Exons: 7
Coding region: 1-5130 (1709 amino acids)
Molecular function (GO): protein binding
Source: RefSeq, a predicted model, not a curated record